AUGGACGCCCAGAAACAGUUACAGGCACUUUCCGACGAGUUCCAGCAGCUGCAGACCGAGCUCGAGGGUCUGGUCGAUGCCCGCCAAAAGCUCGAGUCCCAGCAACAGGAGAACCAGGGCGUGCAGAGUGAAUUCGCCCAACUCGAUGAUGAAUCAAAUAUCUACAAGCUCGUUGGACCGGUGCUGCUGAAGCAAGACAAGGCUGAGGCCACCAUGGCUGUGAACGGUCGGUUGGAGUUCAUUGAGAAGGAAAUCAAGCGCAUUGAAGGGGAGAUUACAGAGAAGGAGGAGAAUGGCGAGAAAAAGCGUGCUGAGGUUCUUCAGAUCCAAGCUCAGGCUCAGGCCCAGCAGCAGCAGCAGGCCGCAGCUGCUUCAGCCUAA
Messenger RNA from Penicillium waksmanii, 381 nucleotides. Its product is annotated as tubulin-binding prefolding complex subunit YKE2. Gene Ontology annotation, biological process: chaperone-mediated protein complex assembly; protein folding. The transcript is spliced from 4 exons. The record is from RefSeq and is a predicted model, not a curated record. Gene Ontology annotation, cellular component: prefoldin complex; cytoplasm. Gene Ontology annotation, molecular function: protein-folding chaperone binding. The coding region runs from base 1 to 381 and encodes 126 amino acids. NCBI's taxonomy places the organism in Eukaryota, Fungi, Ascomycota, Eurotiomycetes, Eurotiales, Aspergillaceae.